AACACGUCUUUCUCUCUUCUCAACUCAAUAAAUUAAGUCCUCUCUCUUCUCUACUCUAUACAUCAUAAACAAUCUUUCUCUCUCUCUCUCUCUCAACUCCAUCCUCAAAGCUUCAGCCAUGGUGAAAAGAAUCCCUGUAAUUGACCUUAAGUGCUUUCCUCAACAAUCUUCAGCUCUCCUAAAAGGCUGUGAAGAAUUUGGUUGCUUCAGGCUUAUCAACCAUGGGAUGCCGUCUAAAUCCAUGUCCGAAAUGAAAUCAACAGUCAGAUGCUUACUAGAUCAGCCAUUGGAAAUCAAGAAACAAAACAUUGAUGCCAUAAAUGGCAGUGGUUAUAUGGCUCCAAACGCCAUUAAUCCACUUUAUGAGGCUCUGGGUCUCUAUGAUGCUCCAUCUCCACAAGCUAUUCAAGCUUUUUGUGAUCAGUUACAGGCCUCGGAUCCACAAAGGGACACCAUCCAGUCCUACUCUCAUAAAAUCUAUGAAGUCGCCAUGGAUGUGGCCUCGAAGAUGGCGGAGAGCUUGGGUUUAGAGGCAGAUCUAUUCAAUGGAUGGGCUUGCCAAUUCAGGAUCAACAAAUACUUGUUCAGUGAAGAGAAGUUAGGAGAAACAGGGGUUUGCAUACACACUGAUUCAGGCUUCCUGACUGUGCUACAAGACGAUGAGAGAGUGAGUGGGCUUGAGGUGAUGAGUAAAAAUGGUGAAUUUGUGGAGGUGGAGCCAUUACCAGGUUCUCUCAUUGUCAUACUUGGUGACAUGGCUCAGGUUUGGAGCAAUGGGAGGUUCCUGAACGUGAAGCACAAGGUGAUGUGCAAAGAAGCCACAGUGAGAGUCUCAAUCGCCUUCUUCUUAUUGGGACCAAAAGGUGGGACCACCAUGGAGGUCCACACUAAGCUAAUUGAUAGGGAGCAUCCACGCCUUUAUCGACCCAUGAGUUAUGAAGAGUACAGAAACAUGCGGCUUUCAACUGGUGACCGUGAUGGCGAUGCUCUUGCCCUUUAUUUGUGCACCUAAUAAAUUAAGGGGGAUGAUAAAAAUGUAUGCUACUCUUGAAAGAUCAUAGCUACAGUGUUGACGCGGAAAACCUCUCCCUCUCCCUCCCCUCUCUCUCUUUCUGAUAAAUUAAGGGGAACAAAUAACAAGGUAUGCUACUCUGAUUUUAUAUUAUAAAAUCAGAGCUAUGAUUUUGGAGGCUGAAGACCCCUUUCUCUCUCUUUAGAUUUACACCAUUUUUGGAGCUUUAAAUUUUAUAAUCUAAAGAUAGGUUGCUGCAACUUUACCUUUCAUAGUAAAAUCAAUGCUCUAUGUUCAAUGCCAAAGUAAAAGAUAAACAAUCUUAUAGUAUACUUUCCAAUUAC
Messenger RNA from Amborella trichopoda, 1356 nucleotides. Its product is annotated as 2-oxoglutarate-dependent dioxygenase DAO. The record is from RefSeq and is a predicted model, not a curated record. NCBI's taxonomy places the organism in Eukaryota, Viridiplantae, Streptophyta, Magnoliopsida, Amborellales, Amborellaceae.